AUGGUCUCAACAAAACAACUAAUUGCCAAUUUAGAAUUACCUAAAUUACCUUUUCACCAUGAAAAACAAACCAACCAAAAGCCAAAGCACAAUUAUUUAUCUAGCACCACAAUCAUUGAUGCUGGUAUUAUGGACCCAGCACAAUUUACUCGCAAGAAUUUAAAGUCAGUAUUACAUAUUAUCACUCAAGAAUUGAAGAAAAGAGGUACUAAGACUCCCCAUAUAUUUCUUCCAUUUAGAUCCAAAGUUAAUGACGAAAAAUUGGAAUCAUUUCUAUCAUCUAUUGCGCCACUGGGGGAACUACGAACAGAUAAUACACAAUUGCAACACCUAUGUUCUGAAACCGAUGAAUUUACAUUGAUAAGUACUUUAAAAUAUUUUUGGUCACGUUUGCCUAAUAAUGAGAUUAUUGGAUGGGAUGUAUAUCUUGAGUUCAAACGUCGAGAGGCAGAGAAAGGGUAUCCCAAAAAUGCAUUUUUAUCGAUUAUGCCGAAAUGUUUGUCAUCUCCAGCUCAUGCCUCUAUUGUCUAUGAUUUUUUGGAUUUGAUAUUGAGCAUAACAUCAAAUUCUCAAUUCAAUUAUUUAAGUGGUCGGAAAAUAAGCAAAAUGGCAAGUUUUUGGGCAUUUAGUUGUCGACAACAAUUUCUACAAUCUCCAUUUUACGAUGCAACACAAGAAGAAGUUGAACAUAAUUUUAUUGAAGGGAUCGAUACUUGGAAAAAAUCAACUAAUGCUCUUUUCCAUUUAGUUUUGGCCUUUUUGAGAUCAAUGUUACCUGAAACUAAUUCCGAAACUUUAAAGAUACCAAAGACUUUACAGUCUUUGUUGGUGACUACGCUGUAUCCUCCUUCCUCAGACAAUGAGUCUGACCAAAGCAUGUUAAGAGGUGCUAUUACCAUUCCUUGUGUUUGUGUAUCAACUACUCAACCUUCGAAAGACCCAUAUGAAUUGGUUAGUAAAGUUAGGCAUAAUUUAAAGUUUGAUAAAAAAGAUGAUUUUUUGUCAAUCGAGAAUUAUACGAUUUUAAAGAAUUUAUUUUCUAAAAAGGGCACAUUUGAGAUUGUUAAUUCCUUAACUGAUGAAUCAAAAAGAAUUCUAUCGAGAAUUUCCAGUGAGCCGAUUCCAUCAAAAUUCAAUCUUGCUCCCGGUUGGGACAAAUCAAAAAUAGAAACCGACCCAGAUAUUCCUUUGUUUUCAGAGAUUUCCAUUAAAGAUGUGUCAAUACAUGACUAUUACAUAUGGACUUGGUUGGCAUCAAUAAGUAGUGAUCAACCAUCUGUGACCAAACAAAUAUUUGGUAGAUCUAUUGUUGUUGAGGCGGAAGUGUUGGGGUUUCAAAAAUGGAUUGUCGUGACUGAAAAAACUCUAAGUUCAGAAGGAUAUUUGCAGCGAUUCAACUUGGACAGACGGAUGCUUAGUAAACAUAAACGACAAAUAUCUAUGGAAGAUUACAAAAACUCGCCAUUACCUCCAAUCCCAGUGGACGAAACUGAAAAUGCAAAAUCAAAUGAAGGACGUAAACAUUCCAAUUCAGUGUCUUCAACAUCUUUGUUUUCCAAUAAGAAAAACGAUAUGGGAGAGUUCAAACUGGACCAGAAUAUAAACUCCGCAAGGUCCAGUGCUGAUACAUCAACUUCGAAUCACUCACAAGAAAAAGCUACUCAAUCGGCUCCUCCUUAUGUGACUAGAGCCUCAGAUAUAUUUGAUAAACUGUUCAGUGAUCAAUUCAGCUACAUUUAUCCAAUUUUGAGUGAAUCCAUGGAAACCAAUGAAGUUGAUCAACAAAACACAUCAUCAAGAGAGUUAACUACCUCUGCAUCAAGGUUUACAAAGACUACAAUGGGAGAUAUGAUAGCUCCAGCAAAGAAUCCUGUUGGUAGAAAAGCUCCUCCUUCUUUUGUAUCAAAUUCUUCUAUUUUGGAAGCAUACACCAACACCCCAAGUUCACAAGAUCUGUAUCUCAAUCACAGACAGUCAAGCACUCCUGAUAACACAUUUUCUCCUUCCAAGAGUGACAAUAAUACUAUUGAUACUUUGAAGGAAGAUAAAUACUUUGAACCUUUUGAUAUGUAUCACCCAGAAAUGGACGCAAACUCACAACAAGAACCUGUCGAACCAUAUGAUAACUAUUAUGUGGAUGUGGAAACUAAGACUUCAGCUACUGCUGCUGCUCCUCCUCCUUCUCAAAAACUCCAGCCACCUGCUGGGACACAUCAUCAAUUUUCUCAACCUCUCCAGAUAUCACCUAAUGAAAUUCUGAGUUUGCCUUCUGAUUCUACAAUUGUUAAUAAAAAUGAAAAGUCCAACAAUGACAGCACUAUUAUUGCAGCUUCUAAUAAUGUAUCAGAGAAUGGUAAUGAAGAAAAAGCAGGAGAUGAACUGCCAGACGAACAAACAAAGGAGGAGAAUGAAGAAGAAUUGCAACGCAAAAUUGAAGAAAAGAAACAGAAAAAGAAAAAGGAAAAGAAAAAAUUGGAGAAACAGGCCGAAGCUGCCCAAUUGGCGGCUGCUCAAGCAGCAGGAUUCCCCUUUGCAUUGUUGCCUUCUAAUGUUCCGCCACCACAUAUUCCAGGAAUGCCAGAAACUCCAUCUACAUCACCUAAAAAGAAAAAGCAAAAUUCUCCUAAGAAGAAUACGUCACCGAAGAAGAAAACACCUAAGAAAGUAAAGAGAACUCCAUGCGAUCAAAAUAAACCAUUACCACAACCAACAGAAGAAGUUAACAAACAAGAAAACACAAAUGUGGACUCUUCUUCGGCUACAAAUUCUGAACCUCCAGUGUCAGCCGAUGAUAAAAAACUCGCUAUUCUGUCGCAACCAGAGAAUGAUGCAAUGCCUUUACUUGCACCACCACCACCGCCACCACAAGCAAAUACUUCUGUAAUGAGUUCACCAAGAAUGGGAUUUGUCAGUUCGCCAAGGAUUCCACCCACUCAGUUUGCAAACCCUGAGGUACCAUCUAAUGAACAAUUGGUAACACCAAAGGAGCAAUACAAUAUUUUUGUCUCACAACCACCGCAUGGAACAGAAAUAGGUACCCAAUCACCUAGACAUCCUUACUUUAUGCAAGACGAAAGAGUAAAUCCAACUGAAGAUGCUCCUGCUCAAGCUCCUGCUCCUGCUCCUGCUCCAGCUGCAAAACCUCAGGUGACUAAUAUUGAUACUGCUCCAUUGCCAUCGGUUAACAAACCUAGAAUAUUAGUAUCAAACUUGGAGCCACAUACACCUGUAGAUGCCAACUCAACACAUGACAGCUCACAACCAAAGAAUCUGCCACAACCACAAGCAUCGGUAUAUAAUGCAACACCUCCAAUGGCACACCCACCUCUACAGAGUUUACCUCGACCAAACUAUUAUCAACAACCACAACACAAUCAAAAUUAUUUCCAACCAGUGCCGCCACAUCCACAAUUCAUUCCAAGACAACAACCUUCAUACUAUCAACAGCAACCAUUGGCUUAUGGUUCUUCUCCAAUGCAACAACAAGUACCUGGGCCAAUGCAUACAUAUCCUCCACAUGCGCCACCGCCACCUCAUCUUCCACCUCAACAAAUGCAAUAUCAACAAUACUAUUCUCAACACCUAAACUCACACCCACAUCAACAUCAAUAUCCCCCACCACCUACACAUAACGGUAUGAUGAUGAUGAAUCCUCAGCAACAUGCACCAAUGCAACCUCCACCAACAAUGCCUCCUAUGAAUGGAGGUGGUGCAAACAGAGCUAUGAUGAAUAUGGUUCCAGUUGGAGCAAAACACAAUAAAAACCAAGUCACUAACAAAGCCAAUUUGCGUGCAGCUUUUGCUGAAGGUAGUUUCGGUAUUUAA
Molecule: messenger RNA, 3825 nt
Organism: Candida dubliniensis CD36
Lineage: Eukaryota; Fungi; Ascomycota; Pichiomycetes; Serinales; Debaryomycetaceae
Gene: MSB1
Product: Msb1p
Exons: 1
Coding region: 1-3825 (1274 amino acids)
Cellular component (GO): cellular bud tip; cellular bud neck
Source: RefSeq, a predicted model, not a curated record